CCGCCCUAUACAGCUUUUCGCCCUCAUCCGGGCCCUGCUCGCAUCUCCCUCGCUACCAAACCUCGUCCGUCGGAUGGAGAUUACGUGCGGGAUCAGCCAGAGUCAAGCGCUGAGGCAAACGGAGCGAAGGCUCUUAGAUCUGUGUACGAGACCGAACUAUCUCGCGCUUGAGCUAGGAAAACUUCCCCCGUAUGAGCCUCCCCGGUUUCGGUCGCAUCGACAAGCCUCCAUCUCGGAUCCCCAAGUCGAGACUGCUUUCGAG
Molecule: messenger RNA, 262 nt
Organism: Mycena citricolor
Lineage: Eukaryota; Fungi; Basidiomycota; Agaricomycetes; Agaricales; Mycenaceae
Source: the annotation of a GenBank genome assembly